Molecule: messenger RNA, 504 nt
Organism: Myotis davidii
Lineage: Eukaryota; Metazoa; Chordata; Mammalia; Chiroptera; Vespertilionidae
Product: U6 snRNA-associated Sm-like protein LSm3
Exons: 4
Biological process (GO): mRNA splicing, via spliceosome; P-body assembly
Cellular component (GO): Lsm1-7-Pat1 complex; U6 snRNP; precatalytic spliceosome
Molecular function (GO): RNA binding
Source: RefSeq, a predicted model, not a curated record
AUGGAAGCUAAGAACUUUCUUAAUGGCUAUGUUGCCAGAAAAGAAGGCAUAGAGAAGCAGUUCUCUACCAGCUCCCUCCAGGCAGCCUCCACCACUCAGCGGAACUCGGGAGAUGCUCAGAAGUUAACAAAGAUUCUUGAGGAACUAAGCAACAAUGUCAAAGCCAGUCCAAUACCGUGGCUCUUGGCUCAUGCCAAAGUGGAUGAUGUGGGCCAGCAACAAACUACCCACACCAUAGAAAAGCCCCUGUUCUUAUCAAGCUAAAGACCGGAUGAGUGAAUUUAUGUGCAAGUGAGAAAUGACACAGAGCUUCCAGGUAGAUCACAUGCUUAUGACCAACAUUUAAAUAUGAUAUUGGGAGAUAUGGAAGAAACUGUGACCACUAAAGAAACUCAUGAAGAAACACAUGAAGAGAUAUAUAAAUCAACAAAACGAAAUAUUCCAAUUCUCUCUGUCUGGGGAGAAGGUGUUGUGCUAGUUGUCCCAACAUUGAGAGUUGGCUGA